UACAGAAACUGUACUCUCCUCCGCCAUGUUGAAAGUUUAGGACUCUUUCCAUCUUCCCUCGGUCAUUCAUGUCCACUUGAAGGGCACACAUUUUUAAUCACUUGUCUGUGUUAUACCUUUCAUUCUGAAUGCUUUAAGCGAACAGUUUGAGAUCAUGUCAUCCAGCGGUUGUUUCUGGUAUUUUGCUUAUGGCAGUAAUUUACUGAAAGAGAGACUGCAACUGAAAAACCCAUCAGCAGUGUUUCACUGCAUCGGCAGAAUACAGGACUACCGGCUGAAUUUUGGUCUUUGGGGAGACUGUACUGACUGUGGUUGGCAUGGUGGAGUGGCCACGAUACAAGAGAGUGAUGGAGAGGAGGUGUGGGGGGUCGUGUGGAGGAUAGACAAUGCACACCUGAACAGUUUAGACAGACAGGAACAGGUACAUGAAGGUGUCUACAGUCCGUUAGAGGUGAGAGUGGACACAGAUGAGGGGUCACUUCUCUGCCGGACGUAUAAGAUGAACAAUUUCAGACCCUGUCCACCUUCACCACAGUAUAAACAGGUUGUAUGUUUAGGGGCACAACAGAACGGAUUACCUCAAAACUACAUACAAAAGCUUCAGACACUGGAAACAAACAAAUACAGCGGCACUUCCAUAUUGGAUCAGAUAACUGACAUCAAGAAAUGACCGCAGGAAACACCAGUUUGUUGACUUUUAUCAAGAAACGGCACUUAAGAUGUACAUUUUUUGUAUCAGGAUCUAUAGUUACUUAAAGAUACAUAAAAAAUGCAAUUGACUCUCAAAAAUACUUGAACGCACAUUUAAUGAUUAACAUUUUACAUCUAAGUGGUGUAACUGUCCGGAGAUUGUAAAAAGAAAAUAGUCUUAUUAAAAGGUUGAAAUGUUGGUAUAAGUAGUUUUAUUCUUUUAUUAUUAUUAAAAAAAAACAUUGAAGCUCAAAAAUGUAAGAAAUCAACAUGAAUACAAAGAUUACAUUUCUACAAACUUGGCAUCUGUGUUUUAAACUAGAGUUUAAAAAAAGAAAAUCCCAUUUAUCAUCUUAUACAUCUUUAUUUUUCAUUGACCCAUAAAAGUCACUUGAGGAAGAAACAAAAGGUUUAAUUGUUUCACUGUCAGAAUAAUUAUAUAAAGUUACAUACAUAAG
Myxocyprinus asiaticus (Chinese sucker) is the source of this 1148-nucleotide messenger RNA. It is a transcript of the gene ggcta, whose product is annotated as gamma-glutamylcyclotransferase a. The transcript has 4 exons. Gene Ontology annotation, molecular function: gamma-glutamylcyclotransferase activity. Bases 155 to 670 code for a protein of 171 amino acids. Lineage: Eukaryota; Metazoa; Chordata; Actinopteri; Cypriniformes; Catostomidae. The record is from RefSeq and is a predicted model, not a curated record.